CAGCAGCAGCAGCAGCAGCAGUAGUAGUAGCGGCGGGGCGGCCCGCGCGGAGGUUUAUGUCGGGCCGUGGUGUCUCGCAGCAGCAUGGCGGACUACCUGAUCAGCGGCGGCACCGGCUACGUGCCCGAGGACGGGCUCACCGCGCAGCAGCUCUUCGCCAACGCAGAUGGCCUCACCUACAAUGACUUCCUGAUCCUGCCAGGCUACAUCGACUUCAUAGCUGAUGAAGUGGACCUGACAUCAGCCCUGACAAGGAAGAUCACCCUGAAGACGCCCCUCAUCUCCUCACCCAUGGACACCGUGACCGAGGCGGACAUGGCCAUCGCAAUGGCACUGAUGGGAGGAAUUGGUUUUAUCCACCACAACUGUACCCCGGAGUUCCAGGCCAAUGAAGUGCGGAAGGUCAAGAAGUUUGAGCAGGGCUUCAUCACGGACCCAGUGGUGCUGAGCCCUGCGCACACCGUGGGCGACGUGCUGGAGGCCAAGAGUCGGCAUGGCUUCUCCGGCUUCCCCAUCACAGAGACGGGCGCCAUGGGCAGCAAGCUGGUGGGCAUCGUCACCUCUCGAGACAUCGACUUCCUCGCUGAGAAGGACCACACCACCCUCCUCAAUGAGGUGAUGACACCUCGGAAUGAGCUGGUGGUGGCGCCGGCAGGGGUGACAUUGAAAGAGGCAAAUGAGAUCCUGCAGCGGAGCAAGAAAGGGAAGCUGCCUAUUGUCAAUGACCGAGAUGAGCUCGUGGCCAUCAUUGCCCGCACCGACCUGAAGAAGAACCGGGACUACCCCCUGGCCUCCAAGGACUCCCACAAGCAGCUGCUGUGUGGGGCUGCCGUGGGCACCCGUGAGGAUGACAAGUACCGCCUGGACCUGCUCACCCAGGCGGGCACUGACGUCAUUGUGCUGGACUCCUCCCAGGGGAACUCAGUGUACCAGAUAGCCAUGGUGCACUACAUCAAGCAGAAGUACCCCUACCUCCAGGUGAUUGGUGGGAACGUAGUGACGGCAGCUCAGGCCAAGAACCUGAUCGACGCAGGUGUGGAUGGAUUGCGCGUGGGCAUGGGCUGUGGCUCCAUCUGCAUCACUCAGGAAGUGAUGGCCUGUGGCCGGCCCCAGGGCACGGCCGUGUACAAGGUAGCCGAGUACGCCCGGCGCUUCGGCGUGCCCAUCAUAGCCGACGGCGGCAUCCAGACCGUGGGCCACGUGGUCAAGGCCCUGGCCCUUGGCGCCUCCACAGUGAUGAUGGGCUCCCUGCUGGCCGCCACUACCGAAGCUCCUGGAGAGUACUUCUUCUCAGACGGGGUGCGGCUCAAGAAGUACCGGGGCAUGGGCUCGCUGGACGCCAUGGAGAAGAGCAGCAGUAGCCAGAAGCGUUACUUCAGCGAGGGGGACAAGGUGAAGAUUGCGCAGGGCGUGUCCGGCUCCAUCCAGGACAAAGGCUCCAUCCAGAAGUUCGUGCCCUACCUCAUCGCGGGCAUCCAACACGGCUGCCAGGACAUCGGCGCGCGGAGCCUGUCCGUCCUGCGGUCCAUGAUGUACUCAGGAGAGCUCAAGUUUGAGAAGCGGACCAUGUCGGCGCAGAUCGAGGGGGGUGUCCACGGCCUGCAUUCUUAUGAGAAGCGGCUGUACUGAAGUCACCAGUGGCAGCAGUGGUGGCCGAUGUGGUGGCGAGGGCAUGCCCCCCAGCCCUCCUUCACACCCCGCCUCCCUCCAUAACUGAGAGGCCCACAGACCUGUGCUACAUGUUCCCCAGCUCCUGCAGGGGGAGAGGAGGGGAUGGGGCUGUUCCCUGGGCACCCCGGAGCCAGGAAUGCUCCUGGGCUAGGCUCCCCCCUACCCAUGGAGCCCUCCGUCCAGUUCCCAGCUCGGCUGCCCAGGCUCUCAGGCCUUAUGCCUGCCUCAGGUCUCUCACCUCAGCCUGCUCCAGCCAGCUCGCAGCCCGGGCAGGCGGCCCCUCCUGGCUUCCGUAGGGCACCUCCCAGGAAGAAAUGGUGCUCUCCUGGCCCUGCCUCUGGCCCGUCUCCGGGCUGCUGCCCCCUCAGGCACUUGGCACUUCUGGGCUCCUGGCCCAGGCCAGGGGGAGGUCUCUGCCCCCUUCCUCUGGUCUCCAGGUUCUCCUGGGCACUGAGCUCAGGCCACCCCCCUACCCAACCUCCACCCAGGGGAGCAGGUUGCCCUGGCCAUGGCCGCCUGCCUCCACAUCCCGAUGUCCCUCUCCUGCCCUCUCCUCUCAGCUGCAGUCGAAGGCUUUAACUUUGCACACUCUGGGCUCCUGUUGGCAUCGUUGUAUAUUGAAUCUGAAUAAAUCAAGCUGGUCCCAA
This is a messenger RNA of Echinops telfairi (small Madagascar hedgehog), 2318 nucleotides long. RefSeq names its product inosine monophosphate dehydrogenase 1 (gene IMPDH1). Gene Ontology annotation, molecular function: IMP dehydrogenase activity. The transcript is spliced from 14 exons. Gene Ontology annotation, cellular component: cytoplasm. Bases 85 to 1629 code for a protein of 514 amino acids. Lineage: Eukaryota; Metazoa; Chordata; Mammalia; Afrosoricida; Tenrecidae. The record is from RefSeq and is a predicted model, not a curated record. Gene Ontology annotation, biological process: GTP biosynthetic process.